Molecule: messenger RNA, 3162 nt
Organism: Cynara cardunculus var. scolymus (artichoke)
Lineage: Eukaryota; Viridiplantae; Streptophyta; Magnoliopsida; Asterales; Asteraceae
Product: putative late blight resistance protein homolog R1B-16
Exons: 3
Coding region: 556-3039 (827 amino acids)
Biological process (GO): defense response to other organism
Molecular function (GO): ADP binding
Source: RefSeq, a predicted model, not a curated record
ACGAAGGACCGUUACUACAAAAUAAUUCUUAAGGGACCAAAAACGUAAUUUUGACAGUAGUUUAAGGACAACUGUUGUAAUUUACUCACUUUAAUGACGUGAAAUCUUGAAUAUAGGUAAUGACAGGUCAGAUCCGAUGUGAUCUGAUCCUCCAGUCAACCUUCGUGAACCUGAACACGAUCAUCUGCAGACUGCCGGUGAGUUCUUCCGCCUCCAGUUGCAAAGCACAUAUCGUGUCUAUUUAUCUGUUUCCAUCGACGCUGAUUGUAUCUAAUCCUACACCAAUAUCGUGCAAUUAUAGCAUUAAGUUUUGAUAAGGAUUUUUGUUUGAAGAGAGAAACAAUUUUAUCAUGAAGACAUGGCCAUUAGUUUUCGUGACAUUUGAUUAUACAAUCAAAAAAUGGAUUUGCUAUAAGUAGUUUUUGAGAAAAUUGUUCUUUCACAUGCCAUGACAACCACUCAGAUCAAUCAACCCGGAAUGCUUGUUUGGUAGACCUAUGCUACUGUUGGUAUAUUUGACAGAAUCUGAUAUACUUAUUAAAUCGGGAGACCACCAUGGAAGAGGCUCUUCUUCUUUCCUUAAAGCGAUUACUCAUCCCCAUCAGUUGCACAAAUAUGUUAUCUGCGGGAUCUCUGGUAGCUCUAGAUCGCCAACAAGCUAUACGUUCAUCUCUUGUAAUUCUCUUGAAUCAACUCAGAAAGAUGAUGCUAGGGUACGAAAAUGAGGAAGUGCAAGGUCUACUUGAUGUAAUCGAACUGCUGGUGGAUCGCAAACUUGUUGCGCCUCAGUUUGGAAAAUCAUUCAGUGACGGGAUAUUAGAGGCUUGUGAAAAACUCUGUAACAUCAGAUUCAGCUCAAUCAUAGGGGCAGAAGAAAAUGUUGUGGGUUUCGAUGAUGAAGUAGCAACACUGCUUGAUCAACUUACUAGCACUUCUACAAAGCAGCUGCAGGUUAUCUCAAUUGCAGGAAUGGCUGGGCUUGGUAAGACCACUUUGGCUAGAAAACUAUACAAAGAUCCGUUAAUUGAGUAUGUCUUUGACAUUCGAGCAUGGAUUUGUGUUUCUCAAGUAUAUCUGAAGAGGGAUUUAUUACUCGGCAUGUUAAGCUCUUUUAUUAAUGAUCAUACAGAAGAGAUUUAUAAAAUGAGCGACGAACAGUUGGGAGAAAAGCUAUACAGACAUUUAAAAGACCGUCGAUAUUUGGUGGUCUUGGAUGAUAUAUGGGAUUGUAACGCCUGGAAUGAUCUCAGAAUGUAUUUUCCAGAUGACAAAACCGGAAGCCGGGUUCUAUUUACCAGCCGUGACAUAGACCUGAGUUUACAUGUCAGAGCUGCCAGACCUGCCCAUGUUUUGCGACUUCGUACUUAUGAUGAAAGUUGGCAAAUACUUCAGGUAAAGGUAUUUAGAACCGGAAUAUGCCCUUCUCGGUUGGAGACAUUUGGAAGGGUGAUAACAAGAAAAUGUGAAGGCUUGCCUCUUGCAAUCAUUAUAACUGCUGGUCUUUUGAAAAAUGAAGCAUCAGAUACUUGGUGGAGCCAAAUUGCUGGGAGUCUACAUUCAUUUAUGGUUCGUGAUCCAAGCCAAUACAUGGAGUCACUGACUUUAAGCUACAACCAUUUGCCUCCUCUCUUAAGACAGUGUUUUGUCUUUGUUGGAGUAUUUCCUGAAGACGAUGAUAUCCCAGUGACAAAGCUGAUCUGGCUAUGGGUUGCUCAAGGAUUCAUAGAUGAAACUGGAUGCAGAAUCUUGGAGGAUGUUGCACAAGAUCUGUUGAUGGAUUUAAUCAAGAGAAGUCUGCUGAUGAUUGCCAAAACGAGGGCUGAUGGCCAAAUCAAAGCAUGUCGCAUCCAUGACUUGUUACGGGAUUUAUGCUUGAGAAAAGCUAAGGAAGAGAAUAUUUCUCCUCAAAUUUACAAGGAUGCCCCUGUUCCUGCUAUGACAUCUCCAAGUAUCAUCACAAAUACGCUACAUGGAACGUCACUAGAUCCUCCUGCAUUACUCACCCACUCUGGUUUUUACUAUCCAUUUGAGUUGGGCGAAGUUCUUCUAAAGGGUGGAUCAAUUAUUUGGGAAACAUACAAAUCACUUAGGAUUAUAGAUAUGGAGACUGUCCCCAUCUCUUUAUUUCCUGCUGAUGUAAUACAACUUGGUAACUUGAGAUACUUGGCCAUUCAAGCUCGUGAUGGAAAUCCCCAAGCAUCAAUAUCAAACCUUGUCAACCUACAAAUGCUGAUAAUAUCAUCCAGGAAGAAUAUUGUUGUACCAAAAACCUUAUGGAGCAUGGUCAAUCUAAGGCACGUAUUUAUCAAAUCAGGGGAAAAUCUAAUGGAGGAGCCUUGUUUUGUACAAGAGACAGAGAAGGAUGGUUGUCCCAGUGAGUUGGCUAGCCUGCAAACGUUGUCCCAAAUAAGCCCUCAAUCUUGCCACAAUAUAUUUUCAAGGACUCCCAAUCUGAGAAAGCUUGGGUUUUGUGGACCCUUAAUCUCAAGCCAAGGUAACAUGGAAUUUCCAAACAUACGCUCUUUGGUGCACCUUCAAAAAUUAAAGUUACUAAAUACAAAUCCUUGCCGUGAACCAACGAGGUUGCUGAAUACUAUGAUGUUCCCUGAAAAGCUGAAGAAACUGACCUUGUCUACUACUGGCAUGGAUUGGGAAGAGAUGUGGACCAUCUCCUUGCUACCAAACCUGGAGGUUCUAAAACUAAAAUUUCAUGCAUGCGUUGGUGAAAUGUGGGAGAUGAGUGACACAGAGAUUCAGCGACUCAAGAUAUUGAAGCUACAUGGCUUGGACCUAAGACAAUGGGUAUGUUCGAAGGAUAACUUCCCUGGUCUACAAAGUUUAGUGGUUCAUGAUUGCUUAAAACUUGAGAGUAUCCCAUCAAAUAUCGGGAAGAUUUUGACCCUUAAUUUGAUUGAGGUACGAGGGUGCAAUAGCUCUGCAUGGGUCUCAGCACAAGAUAUCCAGAAAGAGCAAGAGAGCGAAGGGAACCAUUUUUUGAAAGUCCAAGGAACCAACAAUCUUGGUAGUGUUCAGGGUUAGGAUUUGGUAGCUAAACUAUGACUAAUGACUCUAUGCUUUGUAUAAGGAAUUAUGUAUUGCCAUUGUACUUAUAAACUUUGAUACACUUGGAUAUUUUGUAAUACAAAAGAAAUGAAAUAAAGU